Messenger RNA from Astyanax mexicanus (Mexican tetra), 2468 nucleotides. RefSeq names its product solute carrier family 22 member 4. NCBI's taxonomy places the organism in Eukaryota, Metazoa, Chordata, Actinopteri, Characiformes, Acestrorhamphidae. Gene Ontology annotation, biological process: transmembrane transport. Gene Ontology annotation, cellular component: membrane. Gene Ontology annotation, molecular function: transmembrane transporter activity. The coding region runs from base 149 to 1747 and encodes 532 amino acids. The record is from RefSeq and is a predicted model, not a curated record. The transcript is spliced from 10 exons.
AGCGCACAGCCUGCCUCUGUUAUCAUUUCCCCAUCCCAGGAUGGGGAUUAGCAGGUGACAGCAGCUAUUCAGAAACCGCACUGCCAUCAGCAUCAUCUCUGCUCUCUAAUCACCCCUCAGUCUGCCUGCAGACCACCCGACACGCAGGAUGUACUCGCUGGACUACGACGAGGUGACCUCCUUCCUGGGGGACUGGGGUCCGUUUCAGGUGACUAUCUUCAUCCUGCUCAGCCUCAGCACCGUGCCCAACGGAUACACCGGCAUGGCCAUGGUGUUCCUCGCAGACACACCCAGCUACCGGUGUAGAACCUCCCACUGGAACGGGAGCGCUGCCAGCCUGGAGCACACCUGGGGAACCUGCUCUCAGGUGCCAGCCCUGAAUGGCAGCAGCAACGGCACAGGGCUGUGUGUGGACGGCUGGGAGUACAGCACUGAACGCUAUGAGUCUACUAUAGUCACUGAGUGGGACCUGGUGUGCGAAAAUUCCUGGAAGGUGCCUUUCAGUCUGUCCAUCUUCUUCCUGGGCGUGCUGAGUGGAUCCUUCGUGUCGGGAGAGCUGUCUGACAGGUUCGGACGUAAGGUGGUUCUAUUUGCCACUAUGGCCAUCCAGACCCUGUCCAGUUUGAUCCAGGUGACCUCCGUUAGCUGGGAGAUGUUCUGUGUGUUUUUCUUCCUCACUGGCAUCGGGCAGAUCUCCAACUACAUGGCAGCCUUUGUCCUAGGCUGUGAACUGCUGGGGAAGAAUUUGCGUGUGGUUUAUUCAGUUCUGGGCACCUGUGUGUUUUAUGCACUGGGCUAUGCCCUCCUCCCCCUCUGUGCUUAUUUGUUAAGGAGCUGGAGGCUGCUGCUGACUGUCCUCUCUCUGCCUGGCCUACUCUACAUACCCCUCUGGUGGUUUAUUCCAGAGUCUCCACGCUGGCUGCUGGCUAAAGGCCGGGUCCAAGAAGCUGAGGACAUCAUUAGAGCAGCAGCCAGGAGAAAUGGCAUCACUCCUCCUGAGGUCAUCUUCAAGGGUUCGGACUUUCUGCUCUCUGAGAGUCGGGCCAAAAACUCUGAUGUCUCCUACACAUACAUGGACCUAAUCCGGACCCCAAAGAUGAGGCACAUAACUCUGCUCAACGGUGUUGUAUGGUUUAUCAUCACCAUCACUUACUUCGGCUUGUCUCUGAGCACCCCUAACAUGAAUGGAGACCCGUAUCUGAACUGCCUGCUCUCUGCUCUGAUGGAGAUCACUGCUUAUGUUCUGGCCUGGAUUCUGCUGAAGCUGCUGCCCAGGAGAGCGCUCAUCACUGGCCCGCUGCUUUCCGCUGGCCUGGUUCUGCUGCUAAUCCAUGUUGUACCUCCAGAUUACAGUGGGGUGACUGUGGCUCUGGCUAUGGGGGCCAAGCUGGGGGUCACUGCAGCGUUCUCCGUGCUCUAUAUCUCAGCGGUGGAGCAGUUCCCCACCGUGGUGCGGGGCAUGGGGAUGGGCGUCUGUUCCAUGUGCUCAAAAACCGGCAGCACGCUCGCUCCUUUCUUCCCCUACUUCGGUCACUAUGAUCGGAUCCUGCCCUACAUUCUGAUGGGGGCGCUGACCGUGUUAGCUGGGCUGCUGAGCAUUCUGAUGCCAGAAACUCGAGGCUCGCCCCUGCCUGAGGACCUCUCGCAAGUGCAGACUCUUAACUGGUGCUGUGGCUGCUGUAGACCAGCAUGUUCAAGAAGAAGCUGUAAGACUGAGAAGGCACACAAGCUUCCGCCAGCUGUGUGAUUCCAUGUACACUACAUACCUCAUACGUAGAUAGUAUAAAACUUGACUUUGGUACACUGAAAAAAGCAAUACAUUUAGAUUGACAUUCAAAUGUGUGAAUCAUUAUAUGGUCUUAUAUUCAUUAUAGAAGUCUUAAAUAGACCAUAUUAAGUCUUGAAAAAAUGAAUAAAAUAUUUUAGAUCCACACAGUUUUGCACUUCUGUUUACUUUCUUACUUACUGGUAAUGACUGUGGUGUGAUAAUAUAAUGUUUUAUUUGUGUGGAGAUGCUUUGCACACCAUAUUACAAUCUGUUAAACUUAAUGUAUUACUUUUUGCAGUGUAUGCAGACAGUAUUUUUCCAAUGGAAUAAGGUUUACUCUUAAAACUAGGCACCAUUGUUCAUACUGAUGCUGAAGGUGCGCACCAAAUGUGUCAUAAAUGUCAUGUUAUGUCAUGUGAGCUGUACUGACGUGCACAAGUUUUAUGGUUUAAAAUGGUCAUACUUGUACUAAGGCCUGUUUCUAUGUCUUUUGAUUUAUUUUUUAUAAUUGAAUUUGUGUUGUAAAUCCAGGGUAACACUGUUAACAUUGUGAAAAGAUGUGAUUUUUAAAUUGGUGAGAGUUUGUUUUUUACUGUGCUGUUCAUUAUUGACCUGAUAUAGGAUUGAAAUGAACAAUGAACAAUGAACACUUCUAUUGUUAUAUUGUAAAUAAAGGGAGGCUUACUACAUUGUGAAGUGA